AUGCCUGCCAGGCACUGCCCAUCCUCUUGCCCCCUGCAUCUGUUUGUGCCCCGAGUCCAUCCAUACCCCAGCAGCACCACAGAGGCGCCAGCAGCCCAGCCCAUGGCCUUUGUGCUGGAUGCCUGGCACUGGGCUAUCAGGGACAUGCUGAACACCUCCACACACCCUGCAAGGGCUGAUACCAGUCCAAAGUCCCUCCCCAGAUCUGCUAGAAAUGCAGACACUGCCAGCGGUGCUGGGCUACCGGAUCUCACCAUGCAGCUCCCGGCGCUCCUCAUCCUCUGCCUGGGCCUUCGGGCAGAGCUCAGCACUGCUGUCAUCCCAGUGGAGGAGGAGGAUCCAGCCUUCUGGAACAGGCAGGCAGCCGCAGCCAUUGAGGCCUCCUUCAAGCUGCAGCCCAGGGUAACCGAAGCCAAAAACCUCAUCAUUUUCCUUGGAGAUGGAUUCGGGGUCCCCUCCAUCACGGCCACCCGCAUUCUAAACGGGCAGCAGCAGGGGAAGCUGGGCCCUGAGACCCCCCUCGCCCUGGAUUCUUUCCCCUAUGUGGCUCUCUCCAAGACGUACAGUGUGGACCGGAUUGUCUCUGACAGCGCAUCGACUUCCACAGCCUACCUCUGCGGGGUUAAGGGCAACUACCACACAGCGGGAGUGAGUGCAGCUGCCCGCCUCUCACAGUGCAACACCACGGCAGGCAAUGAGGUUGUCUCAGUGCUGGAGCGAGCCCGCAAAGCUGGGAAGGCGGUGGGCAUCGUGACGACAUCACGGGUGCAGCAUGCAUCGCCCUCGGGGGCCUAUGCCCAUGUGGUGGACCGCAACUGGUACGCGGAUGUCAGCAUACCCGAGGAGGCCCGUCUCCAAGGCUGCAAGGACAUCGCCUGGCAGAUGGUCCACAACGUUGACAUCAAUGUUAUCAUGGGGGGUGGUAGGAUAUACAUGACCCCUGCAGGGACGCCGGACCCCGAAUAUCCUACCUAUGAAACAGAGAAUGGGAUACGGGGGGACGGGAAAAACCUUAUCAACAUGUGGCUGGAGGCACGGCCGGGUGCCCGCUAUGUCUGGAACAGGACAGAGAUGCUGGCUGCAGCUGCUGACCCCAGCGUGACUUACUUGAUGGGUCUCUUUGAACCCAUGGAUAUGAAGUAUGACCUGGUGCGUAACACCACCUUGGACCCAUCGCUCACUGAAAUGACAGAGGCUGCCAUCACCAUCCUGAGCAGAAAUCCCAAAGGCUUCUACCUCUUUGUGGAAGGUGGCAGGAUUGACCACGGCCACCACGAAGGUGCAGCCCAGAAGGCACUGACGGAUGGGAUUGCAUUUGACCGGGCCAUCGACCGGGCAGGCGCCCUGACAGAUGAGGCGGACACCCUCACCGUGGUCACCGCUGACCACUCACACGUCUUCAGCUUUGGUGGCUACGCCUUGCGUGGUGCCUCCAUCUUCGGUCUGGCUCCAAGCAAAGCUGCUGACAAUAAGAGCUACACAGCCAUCCUCUAUGGGAACGGGCCAGGCUACGUGGGUGCUGUUCGGCCCAACGUGAAUGAAGCCACAGCCAGUGAGGGCACGGGGACCAUGGUCGGGUGGUGGGAUAGGGCUGUGGGCCACUGCUAUCCCCCUCACUCCCUCCUUUCCCCUCCCCAGAUGAAUUCGACUACGUGCAGCAGGCAGCUGUGCCCCUCAAGUCGGAGUCCCAUGGUGGUGAGGAUGUGGCCAUCCUGGCCAAGGGUCCCAUGGCCCACCUCUUCCACGGGGUGCAGGAGCAGACCUAUGUGGCCCAUGCCAUGGCUUACGCCGCCUGCCUCGAACCCUAUGUUGAUUGCCAGCAGCGGAACUCUGCCACUGGAGCCCAUACCACCUUCCUGGCCCUGCUCCUCCCCACUGUCCUCCUGCCCCUCUUCCAUUGACCCCACAGCCCUGCAUUCCCCCCUCCCUACUGCUGCAGCACCCACAGGUGGAUGGUAACUUCUUGGAGUAUCCCUGAUCUGGACAUGGCAGUCAUGAGGCACCAUAUCCAGGAA
Molecule: messenger RNA, 2015 nt
Organism: Pezoporus flaviventris
Lineage: Eukaryota; Metazoa; Chordata; Aves; Psittaciformes; Psittacidae
Product: intestinal-type alkaline phosphatase-like
Exons: 10
Coding region: 1-1959 (652 amino acids)
Biological process (GO): dephosphorylation
Cellular component (GO): plasma membrane
Molecular function (GO): alkaline phosphatase activity
Source: RefSeq, a predicted model, not a curated record